GAAAACCUCUCUCUUUUAUAAUAUUCUUCUCUCAUUUUGAUUAGAACAAUGACUUCAUGUUCUAAUAAUCCCAUUGUUUAUACUUUUAUACUUCUCCUAUUGAUCGGUAAUACGAUUGCAUUUUCUUCGAGUUCGUUGCCGCAUGUUCAAGAUCCGAAUCUAGUAGUCGACGAAGUUAAUAGAAGUGUAUUCAAUGCGUCAAGGAGGAGCCUGGCCUACCUAUCUUGUAGAACCGGAAAUCCAAUCGAUGAUUGUUGGCGAUGCGACCCACAUUGGGAGACAAACCGCCAAAGACUAGCUGAUUGUGCAAUCGGUUUUGGCAAAAAUGCUAUUGGAGGCCGUGAUGGUCGAAUUUACGUGGUUACAGAUCCGGUCAACGACGAUCCAGUAAACCCUAGACCAGGAACACUAAGACAUGCAGUCACACAAGAAGAACCAUUGUGGAUCAUUUUCAAGCGAGAUAUGGUCAUUAGGCUCAAGAAAGAACUCAUCAUCACAUCUUUCAAGACCAUUGAUGGUAGAGGCUCAAGUGUUCACAUUAGCAAUGGACCUUGCAUUAAGAUCCACUAUGCAACUAACAUCAUCAUCCAUGGCAUCAACAUCCAUGACUGCAAACCAGGUUCAGGUGGCAUGAUUAGAGAUGGUCCACGUCAUACCGGAUGGUGGGUACCGUCGGAUGGAGAUGCCGUGGCGAUAUUUGGAGGGACACACGUAUGGAUUGACCAUUGUACGUUGUCAAACUGUGAUGAUGGUCUCAUAGACGCCAUACAUGGUUCGACGGCUAUCACCAUAUCGAACAACCACAUGACGCACCAUGACAAGGUCAUGCUUUUAGGGCAUAGCGAUAGUUAUACACAGGACAAGAACAUGCAAGUCACCAUUGCGUUUAACCAUUUCGGAGAAGGGCUCGUUCAAAGGAUGCCACGGUGCAGGCAUGGAUAUUUUCAUGUGGUGAACAAUGAUUAUACUCACUGGGAAAUGUAUGCAAUCGGUGGAAGUGCAUCUCCGACGAUAUACAGCCAAGGCAAUAGAUUUCUCGCUCCUAACACUCGAUUUAAUAAAGAGGUUACAAAACAUGAAGAUGCACCCGAAAGUCAAUGGAGAGAUUGGAACUGGAGAUCGGAAGGGGAUCUGUUGUUGAACGGAGCUUAUUUCCGGCAGUCCGGUGGUGGAGCUUCGUCAACUUAUGCAAGAGCUUCGAGCCUGAGUGCGAGGCCAUCGUCCCUUGUUGGUUCCAUCACGACAACGGCAGGCACUCUUAGCUGUCGACGAGGUCGUCGCUGUUGAUGAUAAUGAAAUCAUUAAGAGAGAAAAGGAUCAUUGUGUAUGCAAUGGUUCGUAUGUUAAGUGUUCACGAAUGGUAAGAGUGUUUUUUUCUUUCUCUUUUUAAAACUUUCAAUGUACUGUUACAAGUGUAAUGCGUCUGCUAUGUCUCUAGACAUUUGCAAGAGAUGAAUUUCAAAUUUUAUAUCAAUAUA
This is a messenger RNA of Eutrema salsugineum, 1478 nucleotides long. Its product is annotated as putative pectate lyase 11. NCBI's taxonomy places the organism in Eukaryota, Viridiplantae, Streptophyta, Magnoliopsida, Brassicales, Brassicaceae. Bases 49 to 1287 code for a protein of 412 amino acids. The transcript has 5 exons. Gene Ontology annotation, molecular function: pectate lyase activity. The record is from RefSeq and is a predicted model, not a curated record.